UCCCAGAUUUCUUUGACCCCCUUCCACAUCAUUCACCUUCCACAUCAUUCACCUUCCACAUCAUUCACCUUCCACAUCAUUCACCUUCCACAUCAUUCACCUUCCACGUAUUCACCUUCCACAUCAUUCACCUUCCACAUCAUUCACCUUCCACACCAUUCUUCCAACAUGACGGAGGCUUCAGUCCGUAAUGAUAUUGAAUCAUGGAAGAAUUUAAACCUCGCAGUCGAAGCCAUGAGAGGCGAUCGUAGCGCAUGUCAAGGAGGCAUCGUGACCAGAUGGUGGGGCAAGUUGCGCGGCAAGUCAUCCAAGCAAGAACUCACGGCAGCUUUGGAGAUUAUUCGCCUACUGUCCGAGAAAGCAUCAACACCACAUCACUUGCAGCCAGGAAGAACAUGGCUGCCGCCGCCGCCGCCGCCCCCUCCAAAGGCCGCAUUGAUUCCAGUGGACUGGAGACUGCUGACGGCUGCAUCCUGGAUGUGGGAGCGCUUCUCGGAGGAGGAAGACCCGGACGAGAGGAUGGAACUAGCUCCCUCCUGCAUAGCGCUGCACAACCUUCUCAGCGCUGAGAAAGCGGGAUUUCGUGAAGAGUUCAUCGGAAAUAGAAAAGACUCGACCGAGAAUGUGCUUCGGGUACUUCGGGCAUUCCUAGCCAUAGGGCAACUCGUCCAUAUUCGAUCCAGCCAACCGGACUUUGAUGGCAUUUUGCUUCGUAUAUCAUAUGACAUUGAUAAUGUGCGUUUGGAGGCAUAUGGAGAGAAUGAGGAGUUUGACGAGACCUUCCAUAUCAUUCACGAUUCCUUGCGGAUUGAGGUAAUUGGAGAUCGGAAAAAACCAGAGCAGAUAUUCGAUCCGAAGAACGCACAUUUUUCGAACAGUAUCAUUGAAGUGAGCGGUGAGAUGGACGACGCGAAGACGGUGGUGGAUGCGUUCCCUGGCGGAAAGGUGGAGGGGAAGGAGACUUGAACGGCGUAGUGAGCGGCGUUUUCUGUUGUGUAUUCGGAAGGGAAGAAGGGUUGAACGGUCGUGGAUGCGUUUCCCUUGAUUUGUUUCAGUUAGGACCAGAAGGGAGGAGGGGUUUCAACACCACCAUCACUUGUUUUCUUUGCUGGAAAUCUCUGAAAAGUGCUGUAAAUUAUGAAAAUCUAAUUCAGUGUGUUCGAUAACGUGAGAGAAGUCAGCUCGAAUCGCUUCCACCUAAAGCUCCUCACGUGGAUAUUAUUGUGUCAGAAUUGUAGAUGCUCGGCUGAUUUUUACCAAUGCUCACUUGGGAACAAAGUGAGAACAAAA
Hyaloscypha bicolor E is the source of this 1290-nucleotide messenger RNA. RefSeq lists its product as uncharacterized. The transcript has 2 exons. Bases 169 to 966 code for a protein of 265 amino acids. The record is from RefSeq and is a predicted model, not a curated record. NCBI's taxonomy places the organism in Eukaryota, Fungi, Ascomycota, Leotiomycetes, Helotiales, Hyaloscyphaceae.